AGUACAGUGUGUUCUACCAUGGAUACAUCAGUUUAUCGCCACAUGAACAUUGGCAUGAACACAAGAGGAAAACGUCCCCUGCGUAAUAUGACACCGAGUGAUAAGGUGCGGGCUAUUCAACGCAUCCACAAUGGCGAGACUAAGGCGUCUGUCUCGAGAGACAUUGGAGUGCCGGAAUCUACGUUAAGAGGUUGGUGUAAAAAUGAACAAAAGCUUCGAUUCAUGUGUCGUCAAUUGGAUACAACGGACCAACUCAACUUUCCGCUGGGCAUGGAAAACCCUCCAGAGAAACGUUUUCGUUGCAACAACCAUAUGCAGUCUGCACAUGCUUCUGGUGACUUCCUCUAUAGUCGGUUGUCGCUGAACGGCUUCCAGUUCUCGCCAAACAAUAAUUUUAUAUUAGAAAAGAAUCCAAUAACUGAAAUCAUCCACAAGCACAUUGAUGCUGAAAUUAAUCAAAAGCACAUUAAGGAUACGUUUAUCCAACAGACUAAUCUUAUUAUGCCAGAUUCUAGCUUAUUGAAUCGAGAGUGUCCUCAACUACCUUUACUCGCGAAUUCCAAUUUUCUGCCCAUGCUUCGUUCCAGCUCAGGUCAUCAAAAUGAUUCAUGUUCCUUCGAAGUUGAAAAAGUGAGGACCACAUUACGAAUGCCUGAUGUAUCCAAAAUCAAUGUGCCCCUGAAUAGUAAAACUAAAAUUGGUAGUAACUGUUCGUCAUCUCUUGGAAUGAAGGACUUGCUUCAAACAGACAUAAUUUCUAAAGCAAGCAACAUUGCCGCAAAUGCCAAAGAAAAUAAAAUAAAGUCGAUAGGCCCAUUAGUAGCUGAAAUUCAGAACAAAUCUGGAUCUAGUUUAACUCCGUUCCAAAUACCAAAUUCAGUAAAUGGUGACACGGAAAGUAAUUUGCUCGAAUGGUGUAAAUUUUUCAAUGCAAGCCUAAACUUCUUGGCCCUGGCAGCCGCCGCUGCAUCAUUGCACCCCAACACUUCCUGCUCUAUAAGAGGCGCUAGUGCCAACAGUAUGCUUCCAGCGGAUAAUGUUAAGAGCCCUGACAAUGGAAAGUUAGACAUAUCAAUCGAACAAAGUCCAAUUCCUGCAAUAUACGCAAAUAGUGAUUUAUCAAACGACAGUUAUUUUGACAGCGAACCGGAGGACUUAUCAGUUCGUUCUAUGGCUUCCAAACAUUCUAGUUCAUCGAAUAGUCGAUCUGAAAGUCCGGGAUUGGAAUCUUCGUUUCCACAACAAGUUACAUCCGUUCCAAAUACUGUGUGCCCAUAA
Molecule: messenger RNA, 1278 nt
Organism: Musca vetustissima
Lineage: Eukaryota; Metazoa; Arthropoda; Insecta; Diptera; Muscidae
Product: protein distal antenna-related
Exons: 1
Coding region: 19-1278 (419 amino acids)
Molecular function (GO): DNA binding
Source: RefSeq, a predicted model, not a curated record